AUGGAGGAAGACAAGAAAGAACUGCCUGCUACUUUGGUACACUGGAGACUCUCUGUACCUGGACAUGGCUCACCUCAGUUCCUGAUCCAUUUCCGGGUCAAACAGGACAGAUCAACCAAGGCAGAAGGGACAGUAAGGUGCAAGGCAAAAGCAGCAAUCCAUCAGAUCCCGAGAGGAAACUCCCCGAUGUUUGAGCAAUUCUCAGUCCCCCAGCGAUCUGUGGACAGAAUCAUAGGGAGAGGUGGUGAGACAAUUCGUUCUAUCUGUAAGACUUCUGGAUCCAAAAUUACAUGCCAUAAAGAAUCAGAGGGGAGCCGGGCGUUGGUGGUGCACGCCUUUAAUCUCAGCACUGGGGAGGCAGAGGCAGGUGGGUCUCUAAACCCUGUCUCGGAAAAAAAAAAAAAAAAAACAGAAUCAGAGAGGAAAUUAAAACCAAUCAGUGUGAGAAGAGAAGAAGUGAUGGAGCCAGGUGGAGCUGGUGAAGCAGCUUUAUGGAAGAAUACCGGUACUAGCAUGGGGCCAGCUGUACCCCUGGAGGUUCCUCUCCGCAAAAGUGCUGGUGAUAUGGUUGCUGCAGGACCAAAAGAAAGUUCCUGGAAGAAAUGUACUGAUGACAGUCUUGAGAAUUCUGGUGCCCAGAACUGCCCAGAGAUGUCUAUGAUUGAAGUUCCCAGUCCUGACUUCAGCUUCCAUACGGAUGAGUACCUAGACAUCUACAUUUCUGCUUAUGAACACCCUAACCACUUCUGGAUCCAAAUCAGUGGCUCCCACAGCCUCCAAUUGGAUCAACUUAACAUUGAGAUGACCCAGCACUAUGAAAAUAGUCUUCCUGAAGACUUGACUCUGCACAUAGCAGCACCUUAUUCUGCAGAUGGUUGCUGGUAUAGAGCCCAGAUUCUUGGUACCCUGGAAAAUGGGAACUUGGACCUCUAUUUUGUGGACUUUGGAGAUAAUGGAGAUUGCCCACUGAAGGAUCUCUGGGUUCCCAGGAGUGACUUCCUGAGCCUUCCCUUUCAAGCAAUAGAAUGCAGUCUGGCACAAAUCGCCCCCUCAGGUGAACAGGGUGAAGAGGAAGCUCUAGAUGAGUUUGAGAGAUUCACUCACUUUCCUGACUCGAAGUCAUUGGUGGCCAAGAUCUCUAGCUAUGUCCAGACUAGAAUCUCAACUUGGCCAAAAAUCCAUUUAUAUGAUACCAGUAAUGGGAAGAAACUUGAUAUUGGGCUAGGAUUAGCUCACAAAGGAUAUGCAGUAGAACUUUCUGAAGAUGUGGAAGACGAUGGAACUGUCCCAGAUGUGUUGAAGGACAUGGCCACUGAAACAGAUGCUUCUCUUGCCAGCAUACUCAAUGAGACCCAAAAGAGCCCUAUCCUGCCUCAGCUUAUCAGAAGAAACUAUAUAGUGUUUUCUUGUGUAGCUGAGGCUGUCCCCCAGGUGCUGGCAGUAUAUUUCCUGCUUCCUGAGUGCCGAGACUGCAGGUGUGUGAGCAUGCGCCUCCUCCUCACUUCCUCUCCAGGAGCUAGUGGAGUAAAGCUACGCCCAGGCCCACGUCUGCCCGAGCAGGAACUUCAGCACCCUCGGAGUGGACAGCGUCCGCUGCACCUGCUCACCUGA
This is a messenger RNA of Cricetulus griseus (Chinese hamster), 1611 nucleotides long. The record is from RefSeq and is a predicted model, not a curated record. NCBI's taxonomy places the organism in Eukaryota, Metazoa, Chordata, Mammalia, Rodentia, Cricetidae.